This is a messenger RNA of Fraxinus pennsylvanica, 1356 nucleotides long. The record is from the annotation of a GenBank genome assembly. Lineage: Eukaryota; Viridiplantae; Streptophyta; Magnoliopsida; Lamiales; Oleaceae.
AUGGGCAAAGCAUCUAAAUGGUUCCUAGGUCUAAUAGGAUUCAAGAAACCUGACCCGGACCACAAACCAACCAAGAAGAAAUGGACCUUCGUCAAAUCCUCCAAAGACAAAGAUCACUCUCAGAUAUUGACACCGGAAAAAUCCCAACAUGGCGUCGUUCCGUUGAAUCCCAGUGGCGAAACUGAGAGUGACGCCAGUAAGCACGCCAUUGCCGUGGCGGAGGCCACUGCUGCUGUGGCGGAGGCUGCCGUUGCGGCCGCUCAGGCAGCCGCCGCGGUGGUUGAGCUUACCAGCAGUGGUAGCACUACUGAUUCUGCAGUCAGUGGAUGCGUGAACAUGUCGGCGCGUGUUAGCCAAAUGGCAGCCGGUUAUGGGAAUCGUGAGGACUUGGCCGCCGUUAUGAUCCAGUCCCAUUUCCGAGCGUAUCUGUCGAGAAAAGCUUUACGUGCACUGAGAGCAUUAGUCAAGCUGCAAGCACUGGCAAGAGGACACCUCGUGAGGAAACGCACUGCAGAUAUUCUGCGACGAAUGCAGGCAUUGUUAAGAGCUCAAGCAAGAGCUCGGAUGGGCCGGGCCACGAUUUCUAAAUCUCCACUUUCAAGCAUGAAGUCCCCUCAAACCAAUCAUCCAGGACCUGCAACUCCGGAGAAAUUUGAACAUGUUAUUCGAGCUAGGAGUAUGAAGAACGAACAGUUGAUACUGAAGAGGAACGAUCUGAACUCAAAUGGCAAGUUCCUCAUCAAUAAAGGAUAUUCGACAAGAACUGGUCGAUUUGAUGAUGAAAGGAGCGACAAGAUACUUGAUGUAGACAACGAGAAGCCAUAUAUAACGCCCAAACAUAGAAACCUCUUUCACUCAUCUCAUCUUAGCAUUGGGUCGGACCAAAUCUGUCAUAGCUUUUCUACAUCAAAGGACUCUAUAUCCCGUCUAAAUCCAUCUUACAGUGAAGUUCAAUCCCCUCUGAAGUUUACGCUUAAUGUUGAUGAAACCUCAUUGGAUGCUGCUGACAACAGAGGACCAUUUACGCCUACUAAGAGCGAUGAAUCGAGAAGCUGUUUAAGUGGAUACUCUGACCUUCCUAACUACAUGGCUUACACUGAAUCGUCAAAAUUUAAGGUAAGAUCUCUAAGUGCCCCAAAACAAAGGCCUCAAUACGAGAGAUCAAGCUCGACUAAAAGAUAUUCGAUUCAUGGGUAUGAUGAAUCAAGAACAAAUAUUCAGAGGGUUUCUGCAUUGCAUACAAACUUCACAAGCAAAGCUUAUCCUGGGUCUGGUCGUUUGGACAGACUCGGAAUGCCCGCUAGAGGAGAUUUCCAGAGUUUCAAUGGAGGUCAUUGGAACAGAUAUAGCAUGUAA